This is a messenger RNA of Cajanus cajan (pigeon pea), 2164 nucleotides long. RefSeq lists its product as uncharacterized. Lineage: Eukaryota; Viridiplantae; Streptophyta; Magnoliopsida; Fabales; Fabaceae. The record is from RefSeq and is a predicted model, not a curated record. Gene Ontology annotation, molecular function: snoRNA binding; rRNA binding. Gene Ontology annotation, cellular component: small-subunit processome; Mpp10 complex. Gene Ontology annotation, biological process: ribosomal small subunit biogenesis; rRNA processing.
UCCCUGUUUCUUCUUUUUCUUCCAUUUUGUCCCUUUGACAAUGUUUUUCAUUCAGUUUUAUAUGGUGAUUGUCGGUACAAAUAAAUAACGAUGCAUGAAAUACUACUUUUAAACAGUUGUGGUAGAGUAUCGGUAAAUUGAAUCCUUUUAAAUUUAUUAAUCUGGUCUAUUCAUGGGUUUUGGAAGGUGAAGUUUGUAGCAAACCUGCGUUCAAUGCCUUCUCAUGCUGUUAGUAUACUGUUGAAAUAAGACGAUUUAUUUUAAUGUUAGGAGCAGGUUCUCCUAAGUAGUUCAGUGUGCCAAUAAUUAUUAGGUCUGAAUACGGAACCAGUUUCUAAAUUCUAAUGUAAAUGUAAAAUUAAUACCUUGACAAUUAAUUAAGCUUGUUAUCCCCAAACCUUUGUUCGUCUCCUUGGCUAAGCAAAUCAGACCUGAUCCCUAGCAGAAUAUGUUGAUGCUUAACCUUCUUCCAAACUGCAUUAAUAAAAAAUAUUUGUUGUUUAUCUUAUGUCUCAGACUAUUUUAGUUUUACAAUCCUUGAAAACUAGAAAUUGCUUGUUAAUUUCUUUUGUUUUUGCCCAUACAUAGCGUCCAUUUCUUUUUAGUGGAUGGCUCUUUUUAGUUCUUCAUUGACUCAUUCAUUAUAGCUGUUAUUUUAGAGCUUCUUAACAUGACAUUGCUGUUAAUUUUGUUCACUUGAAUUGAGUUUGAUCAAGCUGAUGCUUACCCUUGCUGAUAAUGGUUGUCUUUUAUCGCUGUCAAAAGCACAACACCUUAGGCCCGCCAGGAGCAUCAGUCUUUUCAAGCCUUAUCUUAGUUUAUUUCUUUGUCUGUGGGAGCUUGAUCCUCAUCUGUCUGUAACUAGAAAUAUUGUUAAGAUGUCCCUCAAUGACUAGGAAUAUGACCAAAAUACCCUUUAUAAGACUUGGGCAAUCCUCCUCUUUUGAGCUAGCUUUUGGGAGCUAGUUUGGUAAUGGUUUGUUUCGAAUAUAGUUUAGAUACAAGCUUAGAAAUACUUUUGAGAGCUUCUGUAUUGAAAAAUCUUUAUUUUCAAUUGAAAAGCUCUCAAAAGCAGUUCUGGUUUGCAUCCAAAUAGGCUCAUACUAUAUGAUGUUUUAAUGCUUAUCUAGUCUUAAUUCUGGGUCUCCCAAAGAUUUCCAGUUUAGCAAACUUUACACUAGAUGUCUAGUCCUUGGUGUGGCGUGGAAGGUGUGUUAAGAUGUCCCAUAUAGGUGUCUUUCUGUGUGUCCGUCUAUAUAUUGAACUAGAGGCUGGUUGAACAAAAUUUCGGAACUUGAUAAUGGUGCUGCUAAACUUGGCUAAGUAGUAGUAUUUUCUGAAGCUUAGUGAAAAACAAUGAGGAAGCUAAAGUUUCAUGAAAAGAAGCUUUUGAAGAAGGUAAAUUUUUUGGAAUGGAAGAGGGAAGGGGGUCAUAGAGAGAACCUGGUUAUGCAACGCUACCAUAUUACUGGACGUGACGAUUACAAAAAAUAUUCAGGUUUAUGCCAUAUGGUUCAGAAGUUAGUAAACAUAUUGAAACAGAUGGAUCCAAAGGAUCCUUUUCGGAUUGAUAUGACUGAUAAGCUUUUGGAAAAACUCUAUAACAUGGGUGUGAUUCCAACCAGGCAAAGCAUCACACUAUGCGAACGCUUGACUGUGUCAUCCUUUUGUAGGCGUAGGCUCUCAACUGUUUUGGUGCGACUAAAAUUUGCUGAGCACUUGAAAGAAGCUGUCACAUACAUUGAGCAAGGGCAUAUACGAGUUGGUCCAGAGACUGUUACAGACCCAGCUUAUCUAGUAACCAGAAACAUGGAAGACUUCGUUACAUGGGUGGAUACAUCAAAAAUAAAGAGAAAGGUGCUUCAGUACAAUGACAAAUUGGAUGACUAUGAUUUAAUGAAUUAACUGGACAGCUAAAUGUCAGCUUAAUUUGGUUUUGCCAUACAUGAAUCAUGGAGAAGUUUGUUUCCUUUGGCGAGUAGUUUAGACAGGCUUAGAUUUUAACAGGAUUUUUUUAUUUAUAAAAUUCAUACCGAAUUAAGGUGAUGAUGUAAUGGACCAGGAAAUUUAUGAAACAUAAAAAUGUUGUUGCAUGUUUAAAAUAUAUUAUGCAUUUUCGAAUAUAUUGUUUAGGGAUCACAUCUGCCCCCAGCUUGGAUUUCAA